GACCAGGUGUAUGGGGAUCAAGACAUGCACGAUGUAGUGAGGAAGCACUGCAUGGACUACCUGGUGAAGAAUGCAGACUACUUCUCCAACUACGUGACUGAGGACUUCACUACCUACAUCAACCGCAAGAGGAUCAGCAGUUGCCAUGGGAAUCACAUUGAGAUGCAGGCCAUGGCCGAGAUGUACAACCGGCCGGUGGAGGUGUACCAGUACAGUGCUGCGGGGCAGGACAACCUCGCAGAGCCGAUCAACACGUUCCACGGCAUUCACCAGACAGAGGACGAGCCCAUCCGGGUGAGCUACCACCGCAACAUCCACUACAACUCAGUGGUGAACCCCAACAAGGCCACCAUCGGUGUGGGGCUGGGCCUCCCUGCCUUCAAGCCUGGCUCCGCAGACCAGUCGCUGAUGAAGAACGCCAUCAAGACGUCGGAGGAGUCGUGGAUUGAGCAGCAGAUGCUGGAGGAUAAGAAGCGAGCGACAGACUGGGAGGCAACGAACGAGGCCAUUGAGGAGCAGGUGGCUCGCGAGUCCUACCUGCAGUGGCUGAGAGACCAGGAGAAGCAGGCUCGGCAGCCCCGGAAAGCCUCGGCGACCUGCAGCUCGGCCACAGCGGCCGCCAGCAGCGGACCGGAGGAGUGGAGCGGCCGGUCGCCCCGACAGAGGAGCUGCGCCUCGUCCCCGGAGCACUUCGACCCCCACACGGACGCCAGCGGCAAGCCCCCUUCCCCCGGCACAGCCGUCGCACUGGCCCUCGGCAAGCCCCCCUCGCCCUGCGCGCCAGGCACGAGCAGACAGAUGGCCUCUGGCGGGGAGCGAGUGUCCUCCCCGGCGGUGUCGCUGUGUCCCGCCCUUGACUGCCGCACCAUCAUGCAGCAGAUGUCGCCCACCGCUUUCGGCCUGGCUGACUGGGAGGACGACGAGAUCCUUGCCUCCGUACUGGCUGUCUCACAGCAGGAGUACCUGGACAGUAUGAAGAAGAGCAGGGAACCCCACAGAGAGUCUUCGCCAGACCACAGCUGAUGGACUGCCUCCCCCCUCCCACCCUCCCUGCCCUGACCCCGCCCCCCCCAACACACACCGCCUCUGUCCUCUUGGCACCCCCUCCCCUCCCCUCCUCCCCCCCCCCCCCCCCCCAGUGCUAGACACACGAGAGACUUUUUCUUUUAUCGACUAGAUGCAUGUACAGAGAUGCGAUGGAAUAAUGUGGCACCCACCAUAAUACUGACCUCCAGUCUUUGAAAAUAUAAUUUUGUGUUAUUGGU
Molecule: messenger RNA, 1265 nt
Organism: Pristis pectinata (smalltooth sawfish)
Lineage: Eukaryota; Metazoa; Chordata; Chondrichthyes; Rhinopristiformes; Pristidae
Gene: otud5a
Product: OTU deubiquitinase 5a
Exons: 7
Coding region: 25-1023 (332 amino acids)
Biological process (GO): protein deubiquitination
Molecular function (GO): K63-linked deubiquitinase activity; cysteine-type deubiquitinase activity
Source: RefSeq, a predicted model, not a curated record